This is a messenger RNA of Prunus armeniaca (apricot), 1302 nucleotides long. The record is from the annotation of a GenBank genome assembly. Lineage: Eukaryota; Viridiplantae; Streptophyta; Magnoliopsida; Rosales; Rosaceae.
AUGGAGACACAGCGGAUAAUGGAGUUUCCUCACAAGAAUAUGGAUAAGCGGCCCAGAAAGAGGCCUCGAUUAGCAUGGGACAUGCCCCCUCCUCUUCCUCCUCCUGAGCUGUUCCCAGCAAUUUACUGCGGGCAGGAGUUUGGGAAUGGGCCAAUCCCCAAUUACACCUAUACGUCUAUGUUUUAUGGGGGGUUGCCACGCAAUGCUUCCCCUCCGUGGAGACCUGAUGAUAAAGAUGGUCAUUACGUGUUCGGCAUCGGAGAAAAUUUAACCCCUCGAUACAGAAUUCUCAGCAAAAUGGGAGAGGGAACUUUUGGGCAAGUGUUAGAGUGUAUUGACAAUGAAAAGAAAGAAGUUGUGGCAAUCAAAAUUGUCCGCUCCAUACAUAAGUAUCGUGAAGCUGCGAUGAUUGAAAUUGAUGUCCUACAAAGGCUUGGAAGGCAUGAUAUUGGUGGCACUCGUUGUGUGCAAAUACGGAAUUGGUUUGACUAUCGUAAUCAUAUUUGUAUUGUAUUUGAGAAGCUUGGACCUAGCUUAUACGAUUUUCUUCGCAAAAACAGCUACCGUUCAUUUCCCAUUGAUCUUGUUCGGGAGCUUGGCAGACAACUUUUGGAGUCUGUAGCAUUUAUGCAUGAUUUACGCCUUAUACAUACUGAUCUGAAGCCAGAAAAUAUUCUGCUUGUUUCAUCUGACUACAUCAAAGUGCCAGACUAUAAGUUUCUCUCACGGUCGACUAAAGAGGGUUCCUAUUUCAAGAAUCUGCCCAAGUCAAGUGCCAUUAAGCUCAUUGAUUUUGGGAGUACAACAUUUGAACAUCAGGAUCACAGCUAUGUGGUGUCAACACGCCAUUAUCGUGCACCGGAGGUUAUUUUGGGUCUUGGAUGGAACUAUCCUUGUGAUAUCUGGAGUGUGGGUUGCAUACUUGUUGAACUUUGCUCUGGUGAGGCCCUAUUUCAAACGCAUGAGAACUUGGAGCAUCUUGCCAUGAUGGAGAGGGUUUUGGGGCCACUACCACAGCAUAUGGUGCUCAGAGCUGAUCGUCGUGCUGACAAAUAUUUUAGAAGGGGAGCACGACUGGAUUGGCCUGAUGGAGCAACUUCUAGAGAAAGCAUGAGGGCAGUUUGCAAAUUGCCCCGGUUACCGAACCUAAUAAUGCAGCAUGUGGACCAUUCUGCUGGAGAUUUGAUUGAACUCUUGCAAGGGCUCCUAAGAUACGAGCCAGCGGAGCGUCUCAAGGCAAGGGAAGCACUAAGACAUCCCUUUUUCACUAGAGAUAUGAGAAGGGGUGGCUACCCCUUGUAA